Messenger RNA from Mizuhopecten yessoensis (Yesso scallop), 2419 nucleotides. RefSeq names its product ATP-binding cassette sub-family F member 1-like. The coding region runs from base 115 to 2277 and encodes 720 amino acids. Lineage: Eukaryota; Metazoa; Mollusca; Bivalvia; Pectinida; Pectinidae. The transcript has 19 exons. Gene Ontology annotation, molecular function: ATP binding; ATP hydrolysis activity. The record is from RefSeq and is a predicted model, not a curated record.
UCGUUUGAGAACAUAGAUUUCCCACAUGCUUCCGGUUUCACGUCAAUUGCGAACAAUUUGUGCAAGAAACAUUCGACAAAAAUCUGCGGGAGUUUCUACCACUAUAGCGACACUAUGCCUAAGAAAAGUAAAAACAAGCAACAGGAAGAGUGGAACGACGAUGACGAUGAUAUAACAUUAGAAGAGAGAAUGGCGGGUUUAGGUACGGGAGAUGACGAUGGCGGUGCUGAAGUUCCAGAUAAAAACAAGAAGAAGAAAAACAAAGAAAAAGGGAAAUCAGCUAAACUCAAAAAGUUGGCUGAGUUUUUAGCAGCAGAGGAAGAAGGAGAGGAAGAGGCUACAAAAGGAGCAGAGUCUACAGAUACAAAAAAAGCAACACGGACCACUCAAAUAGAGGAUCGAGUGUCGCCAGAUGAUAUUUAUGAUGAUGAGGAAGUUGUGGAGGCUAUGUAUGAUGAGGAGCUGGAGAGAAAAAAAAAAGAAGAGGAAGAAGAAGAGGCUAAACCUAAGCUUAGUAAAAAAGAACAGAAGAAAUUAAAGAAAAAGAUGGAGUACCAGAAACAGCUGGAGAGCCUUGGCCCUGACAGUAUAGAGCAGUUUUCUGUGUCCCAGGCAGAGAGCUCCCGGUCCACCAAAGCAUCACAACAGCUCGACAACCAACUGGACAUCAAGGUGGAGAAUUUCUCUAUAUCAGCAGCUGGAAAGGAACUGUUCGUUAAUGCCAGUCUCACCAUCACUGCCGGACGCAGAUAUGGACUCGUGGGACCCAACGGGUUUGCUGUGACUUUGACCUCAGAAUCAAAGGUCAAGCAGUGUAACAUUUCCAAGGUUAUAGCUGAUCAGACACCCUCCAUUGAAGCUGUGUUAAAGGCUGAUGUUAAGAGAACAGAACUACUAGCUGAAGAGAAAACAUUAUUUGCAGAGCAAGAGAAAGGAAUAAUGAAAAACUCUGAUCGUUUAAAAGAGGUAUAUGAGGAGCUGAUAGCUAUUGGAUCUGAUGCUGCCGAACCUAAAGCAAGGAGGAUUCUAGCUGGUCUAGGAUUUACUUUAGAGAUGAUGAACCGACCCACAGUAGCCCUAUCUGGAGGCUGGAGGAUGAGGGUGUCACUAGCACGGGCCCUUUUUCUGGAACCCACCCUCCUUAUGUUGGACGAACCUACAAACCAUCUGGAUCUCAAUGCAGUCAUCUGGCUGGAUAACUACCUACAGGGAUGGAAGAAGACCUUACUUGUGGUGUCCCACGACCAGAGUUUCCUUGAUAAUGUAUGUACAGACAUCAUACAUCUUGACCAACAGAAACUGUUCUACUACAGAGGCAAUUAUGGAACAUUUAAAAAGAUGUUGGUGCAAAAAAGAAAAGAACAACUGAAGGCGUACGAAAAGCAGGAGAAGAUGCUUAGAGACAUGAAAUCUUCAGGAAAGUCGGCUAAACAAGCAGAAGCAAAACAAAAGGAAGCCCUAACUAGAAAACAACAGAAGAACAAGGACAAACAGAAAGUGUUUGCGGAAGAAGACAAAAAGACAGAAUUAUUACAGCGGCCAAAGGAUUACACAGUCAAGUUUCACUUUCCAGACCCCACACCGCUUAACCCUCCGAUCCUAGGUGCUAUGAAUGUGAAUUUCUGGUACAAGAAAAGUGAAAUAUUAUUCAAAAACUUGGAUUUUGGCAUUGAUAUGAACUCCAGAAUUGCCAUUGUUGGACCAAACGGUGUUGGAAAGAGUACAUUCCUGAAAUUGCUGACACAAGAAAUAGAACCAGUAUCUGGAGAAGUCAGAAAGAAUCACAGAAUAAGAAUUGGUAAAUAUGAUCAACACUCUGGUGACCAGCUCAAUGCAGAGGAGUCGGCUGUGGAAUAUCUACAGAGACUGUUCAAUCUUCCAGUCCAGGAAUCAAGAAAGAUGUUGGGUAAAUUUGGGCUAUCUAGUCAUGCCCAUACAAUCAAAAUCCCCAACCUCUCCGGAGGUCAGAAGGCAAGGGUCGCUCUGGCUGACCUGUCAUGUCGCGCUCCUGAUGUUCUUAUUCUUGAUGAACCUACAAACAACUUAGACAUUGAGUCUGUUGAUGCCCUCGCUGAUGCCAUCAAUGCCUAUAAAGGAGGUGUGAUCAUUGUGAGCCACGAUCAGCGACUGAUUCGGGAGACGAACUGUCAGCUUUGGGUUGUGGAGGAUCAGUCAGUGAAUGAGAUUGAUGGAGGUUUUGAUGAUUACAGACGAGAACUGUUGGAAUCUUUAGGAGAAGAGGUGAUGCUACCCCAGCCAGAUAUAGUUGCUGAAUGAUCUCUACUUACACACACGGAAGACUUUCAAAUCGAAGGCAGAUGUUCUGACUGAAUGAUCUGUGCUUAGAGACAGGUGUAAUUUAUAUGAAGACUGGUCAUCAUUGUUGCAAACUAAAAAGAAACAUUAUGAAAAGAAUGGA